Molecule: messenger RNA, 816 nt
Organism: Microdochium trichocladiopsis
Lineage: Eukaryota; Fungi; Ascomycota; Sordariomycetes; Xylariales; Microdochiaceae
Product: phosphomannomutase
Exons: 3
Coding region: 1-816 (271 amino acids)
Biological process (GO): mannose metabolic process; GDP-mannose biosynthetic process; protein N-linked glycosylation
Cellular component (GO): cytosol
Molecular function (GO): phosphomannomutase activity
Source: RefSeq, a predicted model, not a curated record
AUGGCCAGUGCCGCGGUCGCCAGCCAGGGCGUCGUCCCUCUCGAGGACCGCCCUAUCAAGAACACAAUCUGCCUCUUUGACGUCGAUGGCACCCUCACACCAGCCCGUCUGGAAGUCUCCUCCGAGAUGCUCGCGACCCUCCAAGCUCUCCGCCAGAAGGUCGCCAUUGGCUUCGUCGGUGGCUCCGACCUCGUCAAGCAGCAAGAGCAGCUGGGCGCGCCUGGCCGGCCAGUGACCGCCAUGUUCGACUUUUGCUUCAGCGAGAACGGCCUCACCGCCUACAAGCUCGGUCAGGAGCUGCCCAGCAACAGCUUCAUCAAGUGGAUCGGCGAGGACAAGUACAAGCAGCUCGUCAAGUUUGUCCUCCACUACGUCGCCGACCUCGACAUCCCCGUCAAGCGCGGAACCUUUAUCGAGUUCCGCAACGGCAUGGUCAACAUCAGCCCAAUCGGCCGCAACGCCAGCACUGCCGAGCGCAACGAGUACGAGAAGUACGACAAGGAGCACAAGAUCCGCGAGACAUUUGUUGCCAAGCUCAAGGAGGAGUUCGGCGACCUGGGCCUGACCUUCUCAAUCGGCGGCCAGAUCUCGUUCGACGUGUUCCCCACCGGCUGGGACAAGACAUACUGCCUCGGCCACCUCGAGAGCGAGGCCAAGAAGGGCGGCGUCGAGUACACCACAAUCCACUUCUUCGGCGACAAGACUUUCAAGGGCGGCAACGACUACGAGAUCUACGAGGACCCUCGGACGACGGGCCACUCCGUCACGGGUCCUGAGGACACCAUGAAGAUCCUCAAGGAGCUGUUUGACGUCUAA